Ustilaginoidea virens is the source of this 606-nucleotide messenger RNA. RefSeq lists its product as uncharacterized. The coding region runs from base 1 to 606 and encodes 201 amino acids. NCBI's taxonomy places the organism in Eukaryota, Fungi, Ascomycota, Sordariomycetes, Hypocreales, Clavicipitaceae. The record is from RefSeq and is a predicted model, not a curated record. The transcript has 3 exons.
AUGCUCCUGACUGCCCUCCUCGCCGCAGCGCUUGCCUCGGCCGCCGCGCUCCCCAGCUCCGAAGCCCCCCCCAAGGUCAAGAUCCACGGCAUCAGCCUCCUGGGCAGCGGGUGCCCCGAAAAGUCGGCCGACGUGCAGGUCGACGCGACCGGCACCCUGUUCGAAGCCACCUUUUCCCAGUACGAGGUGCAGACCGGGCCGGGCACCAAGGCCGUCGACUGGCGCCGCAACUGCAAGCUGACCAUCAACAUGGAGUUUGACCACGGCUUCCAGUUCUCCGUCCUCGACACCGACAUGAUUGGCUUUGCCGAGAUCCCCAGCGGCGCCCAGGGCCGCUGCGUCAACACCUUCUCCUUCACCGGCCAGGGCGCCCGGCACGUCGACUACGCCAUCCAGCUCAAGGGCCACUACUCGGGCAACUUUGACCUGCAGUCGCACCCGGGCAUCGAGUCGUGGUCGCCCUGCGGCGGCAGCACCGCGAUUCUCAACAUGAACACGGCGUGCAACAUCAGCCCUACCCACCUGCCCGCCCUCAUUGCGGUCGACCACAUCAGCGGCAAGCUCACCGUCAAGUUUGCCGUCCAGUGGCGCCGAUGCCGCAAGUAA